Molecule: messenger RNA, 3214 nt
Organism: Aricia agestis (brown argus)
Lineage: Eukaryota; Metazoa; Arthropoda; Insecta; Lepidoptera; Lycaenidae
Gene: DopEcR
Product: G-protein coupled receptor 52
Exons: 5
Coding region: 117-1142 (341 amino acids)
Biological process (GO): G protein-coupled receptor signaling pathway
Cellular component (GO): membrane
Molecular function (GO): peptide binding; G protein-coupled receptor activity
Source: RefSeq, a predicted model, not a curated record
GCGCCAACUGUCAGCCCGGCUGAACGCGACUGUACCUGAAUCACAAAUUAUGGCGAUCUGAGGGAUGGCUGCCUCGGCGUAGCCACAAGCAGUAUCUUCGAACUUAAAUUUUAAAAAUGCCGGCGCGCGUGGUGAGCGGGCGGGCGGUGGGGGGCGCGGAGGUCAGCGUGGCGGACUCGCCGCUGGCGACCCUGGAGUCGCUCACCCAGGCCGCCGUCAUCGCGGUCAUGGGCGUCGCCAUCGUCGUCUCCAACCUGCUCAUCAUCGCCGCCUUCGUUAACUUCAAAGGUCUCUCGCACGAGGUGAUCAACUACUACCUCCUGUCCCUGGCCGUGGCCGACCUGCUAUGUGGACUAUUCGUGGUCCCUCUGUCGGUGUACCCCGCGAUCACGGGCCGCUGGAUGUUCGGCGACCUCAUGUGCCGACUUGUCGGCUACAUCGAGGUCACCCUCUGGUCCGUCUCGGUCUACACGUUCAUGUGGAUAUCCGUAGACCGGUACCUCGCCGUCAGGAAACCUCUCCGCUAUGAGACGGUUAGUGCGACGGUACAAACGCGAACAAGAAGUCAGUGUUGGAUGGUGUUCACUUGGAUUUCCGCCGCCAUGCUAUGCUGUCCACCGCUGCUCGGAUACAAGAAGGACGCCAAUUUCGACAAGGAGACCUUUAUUUGUAUGCUAGAUUGGGGCACCACGUACGCUUACACGGCAACCCUCGCCAUACUUGUCCUUGGACCGAGCGUCAUAUCGAUCGUUUACAACUACUUCUACAUUUUCUCCAUGAAGCGGAAGCUUAACAGCGGAGUACCUAUUCACGAUAAGGAGUACGCUACGGCGUUGGCUGAGAAUCUAGCGAACCCUAGCCACUGGAUGAGUUUUGUUUUAGUGUCCGCUUUCUGGCUCAGCUGGGCGCCUUACGCUGGCGUUAGGCUCUACGAGUACGUCACAGAUCAGGAGCUGAAGAUACCCAUGCUCCAUUUCGGCGUAGUCUGGCUAGGUAUACUGAAUUCGUUUUGGAAAAUCGUUAUUCUCAUAGCUCUCAGUCCUCAAUUCCGCCUGGCGCUCCGAAUACUCUGCCUCACCGCUUGCUGUCGAAGCAAAAGCCGACUUCAAGCUGAGCUAGUCGGGCUGGAUAACGAUGACUAAGUUAAGUAAGUCAUACUAACGGGAAUAUCGCUAAAAGCGUUUAUGGUCACAAUGACGAAGUCAAUAGUCUCCACAGGUUUUCCUUUUGUGCGGAUCUAGUAUAGUAGAAAAACGUGCUCAACAAUAUAAAAUAACUAAAUAUUAAUAUCUUUUUUCGAGUAAAUUAUCUCAAUGUUAGUUCUAUAAUGGAUUGAGAACUCUACGGUGAUCUAACUUCUAGAUAAAGAUAUAAAAAUGUCAUCAACAUACAUUCAUUUAUGAUCAUGCCUUUUAUAAUGACACAACUUGACUUAAAUUAUUCUUAGAAUUAUUAUAAUGCUAUAUAAUCUUGUUAUAUCAAUCAGAAAUUUUCUUGUACGGUUAUGUUCAAUUAAAAUUUUAAUUUUGUGAAUACUUCUGAGUCGUUUAUGGAUAUAUUAUGGUCUGUAUUUUUAGAAAUAUUUUCAAUCACAUAAUUAAUACAUUAGUAAUAAGUUAACAACAACACACAAAAGUCAUUCCAUUUAUUAGCAAUAAAUUAUUACCUCGAUUGUUCUGACAGUAUCAGGGUUAGUUCACACCGUGGUGCGACGCGACGCAAUGCGAUUUUACGAUACAUAAUAGCGAAAUACGACGCGCUACGCAACGCUGUAUUUUAUUCCUAACAUAAAAGCUUCGUUUCCUAGCUUCGCAUCGUGGUUUGAACUAACACUUAAAAUUUUUGAUAGACUGUGGAAAAAGCUACUGAUGUAAACAAAAUAAAUUAAAAACAACAAAAAUCACUAUAAAAGUCAUUCCGUAAUUUAGCUUAUUGUUAAAUAGAUGAACUAUUUACACUUGUUUAUUGUUCGUAGUGUUUAAAAAGAUAUAUGCAGAUGUUAGGUGUUUAACGCGUGAUCACAAAAUGAUAAAAAUAAUCUUACACCAAACGAAAUUAGUAACAUUAUAUGGACCUCUCUGCCGUAACGUUAAAGUUAUCUUGUGUAAGCAUUGAGGAAGACUGUAUGAUAACAUUGUGCAAUUUUUAUGUUAAGUUUAUCACAAUAUCUUCGCUAAGGGUCAAGGUGUAAUAUUGUGACAUACGAAUUUUUUCAUAAUAAAAACGUCUGCUGAACGCCUAUCAUCUAAUAUUGACCUAGAAAUAUAAAUAAAAAUAUCAUAAUAGCUUAUGUUGCUUCAUAUUUAUGACAAUAAUAUUAUUUGAAAUAAGCAGCUUCGAUCGCAAUAAACUCAUAUCACUUCAUGUACUAGAUCUUAGGGAAUUUCGUAAACUGUUUACGAGAACUGCCAAAUAAUGGGUAAUAUUUUUUGCAUAAAUAACAUUAUUAUAACAUAUAGUAGUUGUAGUUAAGAUAAUAAUAUAAUGUUCAAUUUAUCUUAUUGUGUAUUUUAAUUGCGAGUUGGUCUCGCGGCUUGACAAGCGACAAAAUCGCGCGUUGCAAGCCACCGGUGUGUACUCGCUUUAGAGUGUGAGUCUCCAAUUUCUAAAGAAAGGCGUGGCAAAAAAUUCACAUUCCUCAUUGUAUUAGUUGUAUAGUUUCGUCACGUCGCGUCUCGCCUUAAUUUUGUGGAGAAUUCGCAUCGUUUCGCUAAAAUUAAUUAAAUUCGUUGCUUUCGAGGACUCACACUCGAAGAAAGCAAAUUUUCUGCGGGCCAUACACGUUCAUGUAAUUUGAUUUCAUUAGGCAAACAGUGUUGUAAAGAAGUUAUCAUAGCUAAAAGAUUAAUUCGAAUAAGAUCAAUUUCUCUGUUGGUAAUAGUAAUCAAUCGUCCCCACUUUGAGCCAAAAGGCCAAGCGUUACUACGUAGCGCUGGCCGCUUGGAGAAAAUUUGGUCAUUCAUUUGGUGAAAUUACUUGAACGUGUAUAUGGGCUUUAUAGGGAUAGUCGCCACAUAACUGCCACAUAUAAUGAAGAGGCCUUGUAGACGCAGCCAGUUUGUAUCAGGGCAACAUAAUAUAAGUAUUGAUCGUCGCCUUAUACGACUGGACUGUACAAAUUCAUUUUACAAAAGUAGUUUUAACCGUUUUUUUGCAGGCUGAUAGUCUUAACCUUCGAAUGUGAAAUACACUAAUAUGUAAAGAGCAGUAAUAA